This is a messenger RNA of Pseudoliparis swirei, 1624 nucleotides long. It is a transcript of the gene mcidas, whose product is annotated as multiciliate differentiation and DNA synthesis associated cell cycle protein. Gene Ontology annotation, biological process: negative regulation of DNA replication; negative regulation of cell cycle. Lineage: Eukaryota; Metazoa; Chordata; Actinopteri; Perciformes; Liparidae. The record is from RefSeq and is a predicted model, not a curated record. Gene Ontology annotation, cellular component: nucleus. The coding region runs from base 242 to 1231 and encodes 329 amino acids. The transcript is spliced from 6 exons.
AGCCACGAACCGGGAAAGAUUCCGUUUAUAAAUCCGCUCUCAAUCAAACAGUGCUUCGUUUCUCCUUCAGUCCUGCAGUCAGACCUGAGACGAUGGAGACGCAAAGAGGCAACGGGGCGUUUGGCGUUGCUCGCGCCAGCCAACAGUGGAGGGGGGCUGCGGGAAACACAAAGGUACGACACACGCCACACUGACCCACAAUGCAGCUGUGUGCAGUGCAUUAAUAUGCAUUCUCUAACCUAUGCAGGACAAGCUGGUGCCAAGGAGCAGCAGCCCGGUCGGCGGGUACGUUGAGUUCCCGUGCGUCAUUGAGCAAGCUUUUUCAACAAUCGCGUGGGAUGAUUUGGAGGACUGCGCGUCUGCGGUGAGAAGGGAGAGCGACUCCCUCGGCUCGCAGGUGAACGACUCUGAUGGAGAUGACCACGACUUUGGAGAUUACGCGCUGGAUUUCAUGGCAGAUUCUCCGGCCACCCUGGAGAGCAGUCUGUCUCCUGCUGAGCUGGUUUCAUUCCAGGGAUGCGUCCUACCCCUCCUCACCCCUCAGCGGUGCUUCUCUUCAGGUGCUGGUCUGGUUUGCUCUUCAGCAGGAGACCCAUCUGCCCAGGACGGAGCUCCCUGGGUGGGCAUCGCUCAGUUCCAGGGCAGGGCGUUGGGAGAUUCCAUGGACGUUAACAAUCAGCUCCACGAGACCCUCCAGCGACAGCAGGAAGAGAUCGACUCCCUCCAGGAGCGGAACCUUCCCCUGAGGCAGCUGGCUAGCCGCGCAAAGCACCUGGCCUCGGUCCUCGAGAAGCUGAUGAUGGACCGAGGGCCACAGGCGAGGGAGCCGGCGACGCCCUGGGGCGACCGAGCGACAUCCCUGAGUCCUUGCAAGCGGCAGCGGCUCCACGAAGGCUGCAAAACGGAGCCCUCCUCCGACUCCGUGGAGGACAUGCUGAGGGACAUCAGCACACGCUGCAACGCCGUCCUGCACGGCGGCGCCAAUGCCGAGGAGAGACCGCCGCUGGAGCCGGAGACCAUACGCAUGCACGGCGCAUUCUCCGGCCUGCAGAUGUCCUCCGCUUGCGGAAGCUCGGACGGAGAAGGGGCCGCCGAGAGCGUCUCAUCCUUCCGGACGUCCGUCCGAGAGCACUGCACCAUGAGGACUCGGGUGUUUCCUCACGGACGGACCUUCACCUCCACGACUUCGCAAGGGGGGUACCGUUUCCGCUGGGUUCCCGACCACAGCUGAAACCAGGAAUCGGCGGCGUUUUUUUCCGCCGAAAUGCAAAAGCUUGAACCCUUCAGGGAUUUGGGAGGACGCGGGGGUGGGUGGGCUCAGCGGCUGUUAAUGCUUAACAAACACAUCUAUAGGGAGAGCUGUAAAUGAUUCAGUGAUGUCUUCCUCAGGUAGCUCGCGAGCUGAUCCGUCAGAGGUGGCGCCGGACAAAAAGGAAAUGACACUGCCACUUUUCAUUGUGUUUCUGUUUACAGGCCUCGAAAUGCAAUGAUCGGCCAACAAUGGAGCGCCGUUGGGUUUGUCUUCACGCCCCGGCGAUAGGAUUUGUCUUGGCGAAAAUAAAAGUUAUGUUUCAUAAAGCUUGUGUUGGAGUACUUUUUGUCAGGAGGUGACGUUUGGGCAAAG